Messenger RNA from Cygnus atratus (black swan), 5792 nucleotides. It is a transcript of the gene MPZL1, whose product is annotated as myelin protein zero like 1. The coding region runs from base 38 to 826 and encodes 262 amino acids. Gene Ontology annotation, cellular component: membrane; focal adhesion; cell surface. Lineage: Eukaryota; Metazoa; Chordata; Aves; Anseriformes; Anatidae. The record is from RefSeq and is a predicted model, not a curated record. The transcript has 6 exons.
AGCGGCAGGGGGCGGGGCGGCGGGCCGGGGGCGGACAAUGGGGGCGCGGGGAGGUGGCAGGAGGAAAAUGGCAGCGGGCUGGCUGCUGGCCGCCGCCGCGCUGGCCGCCGUUGAAGUAUCCGCAGUAGAGGUCAGCACUCCAGAAGAAAUGUUUGUGGAGAAUGGGACAGAUGCAAAGCUUCCAUGCACGUUUACAUCUGUGGAAGUGAUCAGCAGUGCAGCAUCUGUUUCUUGGAGUUUUCAACCAGAGGGAGCAGCAACUCGUAUCUCAUUUUUCUAUUACUUUAAUGGAAGGUCAUACCCUGGAAAGGACUUACCAUUUAAAGACAGGAUCACUUGGACUGGAGACCUUAACAAGAAAGAUGCUUCCAUCAGUAUAUCAAACAUGCAGUUCCGGGACAACGGCACUUACAUUUGUGAUGUCAAGAACCCACCUGAUAUUGUUGUCAAACCAGGAGAAAUCCGAGUUAGAGUUGUGGAGAAAGACAGCCUGCCUGCGUUCCCCAUUGCCAUGGUGGCAGGGAUAGUCAUCGGUACGGUUACAGGUCUCACACCGCUCAUCUCUAUUGUCGUGUGUCUUGUCAUCAGAAAGAACAACUCUAAAAAACGUUACUCUGGCUGCGGUACAUCUGAGAGCUUGAUGUCACCGGUUAAGCAGGCUCCGCAGAAGUCACCCUCCGACACAGAGGGUCUGGUAAACAGCGUACCCGCCAGAUCACACCAGGGCCCAGUCAUUUACGCGCAGCUAGAUCACUCCGGAGGACAGCACAGCGACAAGAUUAACAAGUCAGAGUCUGUGGUCUAUGCUGAUAUUCGGAAGAACUGAGAUGAGAUCCUAACCUAUCCAAUACAAAACACGCAUUCAGACUGGAAUUGCUUAAACAAAAUUUGACCCAGAGAACUCACAUGUGGCCUUUGAUGCCUAGGCUAGGACCAAUGCAUGUGCAUACAGAGGGAAAGAUAUAUAUGAAUUGUGUGUAAAUAGUCUAUUUAAUCGUACAGAAGUGAGACCAAUGUUGCAUGUUGAAAUGCGGUAAGAAUUCUGCUUAUAAAUUGCCAAUAUUCUUUUUUUGUAUCUUGUAUGACGAGAGAGAAAGUGGAAAUUCACAUCACAGUUUUUAAAUAUUUUUAUCUUGAUUAUUAACGGAGAAACUGGAAGAUAACUAAGAUUCUAGGUUGACCUCGAGAUUCUUUUUUUUGCUUAUGGGGCCUAUUUUUAGUUGUUGUUGUUGAGGUGAAUAUAAAGGUAACUUUCACAGGGUAUUCAUAUUUCCUUGGUCAGAUUCUCAGUACAAGCUGCCUUCUUGCAUGAGGUAGACAUUCUCACUUGGUUUUGCAAGCCACAUUGUGACUCGUAGCUAUCAGAAAUGGUUAUCUUACCACUGCAAGUGAAGGAAAUGUUUAGGCCUACCUGACCUGUAUAACACAGGUCGCAGAAUCGUUUACUUCUGUAUCAAGCCCAUAUAUUCAAGCUUAGUCCUUUAAGGUACAGCGAUAGUGCUGACCUAAUGACUUUUGUGAAAUUGUAGUUUACCUGUGAAAAUUUAAGAGCUAGUGAGCUAGAGGGAUAAGAAGCAGUAACUCUAGGUGGUUGAAAAGUUCACUGAAAGUCUGAGGCAAUGAAAUGUUUCUUCCUUAUAACUGUGUCACUUCAUAUAAGCACAACAAAAUGGGCUCCAAGGGCUCUGGAAGUUGUAGUGUUCCCUCAUCUCUCCCUUGUUACUCCAUUAUACCUUUGUUACUUCCUAAGAGAUGCUUUAUCAGUUCUCAAAAGCCUCUAAUGGAGGCUGAAUGACCUCUGGAAGAAAUUUAGAGCUUCACUUUUGUUUUAUUGCUGUUUUUAUUUUUUUUUGUCGUUGUUGUUAUUGUUGUUUGUUUGUGUGUUUUCAUAAUCUUUAUUUGCACAGAGGAUGCGGAGGGCAGUUUAUUUCCUUCCUCUCUGCAAGUCUACUACUUGAAUACAAUUUCCCAGCUUCUUGUUUCGAGAUUAUACUCCUCAUAGAUUGAUAGGGAUCUCAAAUCAUCCUUUUCUGCUGAAGAGGAUCUUUCUUUAGCUGACCCAUUUGUAUCCUGAAAUCCAGUGUUCAGGACUUGAAGUGGCACUCCAGCUGAGGUCUUUUCAGACUAGCAUAUAGUAAGAAGGGUUUCUGUUUUGUACAUCCUAAUGUGGUGUAGGCUUUUCCGUACCAGUAGAUAAUUUUUAGUUUGAUCUACCAUAACCCCUUCUCUCUGAUUUUUAGCCAUUUCCUAAUUCAAUCUAUUUCACAAAAUCAGUCACAGAAUGGUUGAAGUUAGAAGGGAUCUCUGGAGAUCAUCUGGUCCAACCAUCCCUGUUCAGCUAGAGCAGGUGCCCAGGACCACGUCCAGUUGGGUUUUGAGUAUCUCCACAGAUGGAAACUCUUCAACCUCUCUGGGCAACCUGUUUGGCCACUUAAAGUAAAAAAGCGUUUCCAUGUGUUCAGAUGGAAUAUCCUGGUUUUAAACUUCUGUCAGAAGUUGCCUCUUGUCCUGUCCGCAAACAUUAGUGAGAAGAGUCUGGCUUCCUCUUCAGUCAUUUUUCACAACAAAGUUGGGUACACAGGCUUUCAUCGGGAUCACACUUGGCUGGUUUCCUGACAACACCUGCCUUUGUAAGGAGCAUCACUAAAAUCAGGGUGAACCCUACUGCUGCUUUCCCUAUGAACCAAGCUGUUUCUCCCCAGUAUUUUACACUUACCAAGAAACAAAGCCUUUGACAUGGUUGAUGGGGAAACUUGAUUUUUAUCUGCCUGUGCUUAUCCCUGUGCAUUACAUCUUUCUCCCUAGACAUUUUAGAGUAAAAGGGAGAAGGGUGAUUAAUUUAACUAUCAAAAUCUCAGUGCUGUGAGAAAAUAGGGCUGUCUGUCCUUGGCUCUGAUUUUUUUUUUAUUUUUUAUUUUCUUUCUGGAAUAUACUGGAGAAGCUGAGCAGAAUCCUGUUACUUCUGGUGCUAACUAUAGGAAAUAUGUCAUUGUGUUUGUUUAGUUACAGGUAUGCUCAUAUAGCCUCUACUGAGGAGUCUCAUUGCAAAGCUGCUUGGAUCCUCUGUGUGAAGGCAGAUUGAAUUUUGAAGUAUUUUUUAUUAUUUUUAUUUUAUUUUUUAUUUUAAAGAAAGAAACAAACUCCUUUAUCUCCAAGAACAGUAGUACAAAUUGGUCUGAAUCCCUCUCCAUUGUGAAGGCUGUUCAUUUAUUUUUUUUGGUCGUGGAAACAUGAGCAAAGUUGCUUAGCUGGAAUGGACAGCUUUUACAAUGUAGCUGUUAAACAACUUAUUCAGGCUGAAGUCAACAGAACUUGAGGCAGUAUGAGACAAAACUGUUUUGAACUUUCUGUCAGUCAGGUUGUCUUAGCUUGUUUAAUCAGGUGUGGUAACCUGUGCCGAUGAAAGGGACUGAUGCUUAGCUGGCUUACUUGUCUCAGGUGACAGAGGACUUCCAAUUUCCUUGAUGGGUAGCAAGCAAAGAUUAAAGUCAGUCACGGUCAUCAGAUCCUGAUGUAAUAGUGACCAGAAAUUCAAUUCUAUGUCCCCUGCUGGUAUUCUCUUAAUUCUCCGAGGCUGUUUUGCAGGUGGAAACGAACAGCAUGUAAUCGUAGGAAAAUGGAGCGUGUUGUUCUUGACCAGUUCCAGUACUGCUGCUAGUACUUUUUAGGUCCAUCUAUUUUGAAAAGAAGUGCUGUGUGGCUUGGAUGGAGCUGGGGAAGGUCUGUGUGAUGUAGAAGUUGUCUCCAACAGUUUAAUGUCCUUUUUUGUACUGUGGUGCCCAGAACUGCACACAGUACUCGAGGUGAGGCCGCACCAGCGCAGAGUAGAGCGGGACAAUCACUUCCCUCGACCGACUAGCAAUGCCGUGCUUGAUGCACCCCAGGAUACGGUUGGCCCUCCUGGCUGCCAGGGCACACUGCUGGCUCAUAUUCAACUUGCUGUCAACCACAACCCCCAGAUCCCUCUCCGCGGGGCUGCUCUCCAGCGUCUCGUUGCCCAGUCUGUACGUACAGCCAGGGUUGCCCUGUCCCAGGUGCAGGACGUGGCACUUGCUCUUGUUAAACUUCAUGUGGUUGGUGUUCGCCCAGCUUUCUAAUCUGUCCAGGUCUCUCUGCAAGGCCUUUCUACCCUUUGACAGAGUCAACAGCUCCUCCCAGUUUAGUAUUAUCAGCAAACUUACUCAAAACACCUAGUCCUACAUCCAAAUCAUUUAUAAAAACAUUGAAAAGAACUGGCCCUAAAAUGGAGCCCUGGGGGACCCCACUGGUGACUGGUCGCCAGCCUGAUGUAACGCCAUUUACCAUAACCUUUUGAGCCCUACCUGUCAGUCAAUAGUUCACCUAUUGUGUUAUGUUUUUAUCUAGCUGUAUGCUGGACAUUUUGUCCAAGUAGCAUUCUGUGAGAAACCAUAUCGAAAGCUUUAGUGAAAUCUAAAAAAAAUACAUCAACUGGCUUCCCUUUUACAUGUAAAAGUGACCUUGUACUUACUGUAGAGCAGUUUUGGCGCGCCAGCCUGGGCUCUAGCUGCUAAGACAGGUUGCACCCUCUAGAGACAAGAAUAUGAAUGGCAUCAGUCAUCUUUUUCUCAUCCCCAGUUUUGAACAGAACAGGAAAGUGAGGGUUUUGCCCAUACUAACAAUGAAUAUUUUCUUCCUUAUUACUGAUCAGCAGAAAUGGAUUUUGAAGAUCAUUACGUAUAAAGUAUCAAUCUAAGUAAAUUAGUAGUUGUAAUCAGUACAUCAAAUCUCCAUCACUCUGUUUGAUUUUAGCAGUUGUUCUGUGAGGGAGAUGGUCAGCAUGUUCAUUGAAUGGCAUUGAGAGCCGUUACAGGCUGGCACAUAUUUCCCUAUAAUUAAUUGCAUGAUGUGUCAUCGAUAACUGGAGAACUGUAGGGUUUUGUUUUCUCAGAGCUUUAGUGCUAUUUCAGUUUGUGACUAGAAAAGCUGGAAUUAGGUUUUUAACUUUUUUAAACCUGUGAGAACUGCUUAGGUAACCAUCUGUCUUGUAACUGCAGUACAUGUAUAUGUGCAACUUAGAAGCUGCAUUGCCUUAGAGUGGAUUCAUUGAGGUAAAGUGUCGGCCGUUUGAUUUAUAAUCAAAAUACUUUCAGUCUGUUUCAAAAUCUUGUCUUGGAAUUUUGCAUUAUUAAUGUAUCUACCUAAGACCUCAAAUACAAAACAUUCUUACUGUAUAGUAGGUGAUGGAAUUGUUUUCUCUGUAAACUGACAAAGAUGUGAAGGUGGGUAAGACUUCUGGGCUGUGGCCAUACCGCUGUGGUGCUAAUAUUUAGGUAACAUUUUACACGGGAGACUACAAAAUCAUAUUAACGAUGCUCAGCAUUUGUACUCUUCUUGAGGCUUCUCCUCUCCUUCUCUUCAGUGCCCUAAAGCUACUAAGCCCUUUCAUUUAAACGUGAUUUUGCACUCUAAAAUGAAGUUCAAUGCCUUUUGUUAUCAGCGUGCUGUGCAAUCUCUUCUAUCUCCCUACAAUGCCAGCUCUUUUUAUGUGGUAAAUAUAACUGGUAACAUAGACUGGAUGCUUUUCAUAAACCUCCAUCUUGGAGGUAUGCAAGAGAACAAACACCUGUAAGACAGGUGUAUAAUCUGUGUGAGGGAGCUAGAUAUGAAAUGCAUGUCCUGAUUACAUGAAAAGCCAGGGUAUCAACUGGUAGUGGUUUUGCUUUUACAGACUCAUCUGGAAACAGUUAUCUUGGAUAUUUUUUCUUGAGUGGACUUUCAUGUUUUCUAUUGUAAUCUUGUGAAUAUUUUAAUACACUUUUUUUUUCCCAUUA